CAUUUUAUUUUCUCAUUUUCUGAGCCUGACCUUAUUAAACAGGGGACCAUAUCCCCUAACGUCACCGUUAAGAACUGGAGCUUCGUCACGCUUGGACUCCGGCAUUUGUCUGGAACUAGAAAUGAAAGGGUCACGAACGUGCUUGUGGUCUGUAGGUAAAUCGAGUUUAUUGACAGUCAAAUAGUGUGGAUGGUUCAUGUUCAUGUCCUGCUUUAUGGAUAUGAUGAGCUGGUGGUGCAGUCGGGUGCUGGAGGCUCGUUGAGCAGCGUCUGGUUUCCUGAAGAACAAACAUCAGAACAGAUCAGUGACGAUGAAGAGCGGCCUGCCAGGACUCUUCGUCAUCCUCCUCUUCCUCAGCACUGUGUCUGGACAGGGAUCAGUGCUAAACAAAACCAUAGUCUACAUCCAGAACUACUCCACGUGGCUGGACGCCCAGACCUUCUGCAGGAGCUCCUACUCUGACCUGGCUGUUCUCUACGAGCAGUCUGAUGUAGACAACAUGGACUUGUAUCAGUACUUUGCCUGGAUCAGCCUCAACAAGGACGGGAAUAACUGGGGCGUGAAACUAGACCAGAAUAUCUGGGUAAACGAUUACCAGCCAAAUCAAGGAUGUGCUGUUGUCAACUAUCAGAAGCAAAGGCUUCAAGGUGCUGACUGUGAACAAGAUUACUUCUUCUUUUGUUCUGCAUCUGAAGACAAGUAUGUGUUUAUAAACGAGUCGCUGACAUGGUCGGAGGCUGAGGCGCGGUGCAAGAAGCCCUACGGUGGCCUGGGGGUCGUCAAAGACAAAGAUCACCUGAACAAAGCUACUUUAAGACAGGACUUCCCCGUCUGGACCGGGCUGCACCGGAAUGGGGCAACGUGGUCGUGGAGCGCUGGUCUGUCCGACUACAGGAACUGGGCCCUGAAUGAGCCGGGGAACAAUGGGGACUGCGUCGCCAUCUCCUCUGUGAGCAAAACCAUGACGACCCAUAACUGCUCGGCCCGUUAUCCCUUCAUCUGCUUCAUGGACAACCUGCUGCUGGUGAAGGAGAACCGGACCUGGGAGGAGGCGCUGGAAUACUGCAAAAAACUCAACGCACAGCUGGUCAGCGUGCAGCCUGGAGACUACACCUACAUAAGUGACAGAGCGAUUGAGGCCGACACAGACGAGGUGUGGACGGGCCUUCGGUACCUGGCUGGUAGUUGGUUCUGGGUGAACGGGGCAGAUAUAACGCUGUCUGACCUGCCUGGCUGCCCUCUCACCGAGCUGCACUGUGGAGCCUUCUCUAAAAACGAUCCAGGAAGGCUGGAGGCCCGGGACUGUGUGGAGGAGAAGAACUUCCUGUGUUACAGCGAGGGGUGAAGACGUCGCUGAGUUUGUCCCUAGCGCCGUCUCUUUUAAAUGCCAAAUCAUGUCACAUGCUUUGUUUCGCUCCUGGAUCAACUUAAUAAAAACUGUUUUUCUGA
Betta splendens (Siamese fighting fish) is the source of this 1449-nucleotide messenger RNA. RefSeq lists its product as uncharacterized. Lineage: Eukaryota; Metazoa; Chordata; Actinopteri; Anabantiformes; Osphronemidae. The coding region runs from base 311 to 1345 and encodes 344 amino acids. The record is from RefSeq and is a predicted model, not a curated record. The transcript has 7 exons.